Messenger RNA from Cuscuta europaea, 1290 nucleotides. NCBI's taxonomy places the organism in Eukaryota, Viridiplantae, Streptophyta, Magnoliopsida, Solanales, Convolvulaceae. The record is from the annotation of a GenBank genome assembly.
AAACCGUUACGCAACUCCAAGACUGUCGCAGGGGAAGAGGAUGCAGACUAUCAGUCCGCAUCUUUCCGCUUCCUCAACCCCCCAAAGGCCAAAUCCCAAUUUCCAACCUACCAAUUGCAGCAACCCUCAUCGAUCGUAAGUUGCUGUCUUUCUGGUCGCACGCAGCACUCGGACGUCGCACAACGGUGAAGAGUGUUUUGGUUUCUGGCUUUCUUCUCUAAUUGGUCUUCCGUGGUAAACUGAGAGGCGUGAGAGCUGCUCUUCAGGGGUAAGCGGAGGCUUGAGAUUCUGAGAACUGCUGGUCUGCUGCCUAAGUCACGAUUAAGUGGCUAAGAGGAAAAUGGCAAAGUCGUGCAAGGGAUUAGCUGCGGAACUAGUGAAAUGCCUCAGUGAAUCUGACUGUGUCAAAGUUCAGAAUCGGCCCUACAGGGAAUGUGCCAAGGAGAAGACCCCUUCCAUUUCCACCGAGUGUGUUGGGCUGAGAGAGACCUACUUCAAUUGCAAGAGAGGACAGAAAAGGAUCCCAACUUAUGAUGGAUGCGUAUGUGACCAAACUAAGAUUUUGAACAAAAGCAUUACCCAGUGCCGCAAAGGCUCACACCUACGGUGGGAUAAGAGGUCGGAUGUAUGUAGCCUCACCUUUGUACUAAAGCGCAGAGAUAUUGUUUUUGGAUUAUCCAUGAUGAAAAUCGAGUUGAAAUUUGUAUGGACUGAUUGCUGCUUCAUAACAAAGAAGCGCAAACAAUUUAGUGACGCGUUUUGCUUUAUUUCAUCAUAUUUCCAAGUCAAAAAAUAGUGAGUCUUUGACUCUAUUGGAAAUUUUGGAUCAUGCGUCCUCUUUUAAUUCACUCGUCUGUACUCUAUAAUGAUGUCUAAAAUGUUGCACAUUGUUGUUACUGUUGUUAAUUCCUAUCUUGUUGUUGUAAAUUGUGACGUCUUCUUGCAUGUCAAAUAACUAUUUCAUUAGGUUGACAUGAGAGCUCGGAUACGCGGAAACAAAGGUUAUUGAGAUGAUAUAUACAUAGUAUAGAUAAAUACUUCCUUCAUUGCUGCUCGCCAUGUUGUACUUCAUAGUGAGGGAGGGAUGAUGAGCAAAGAGGAAUUGGAAUACGCAUUAUCAAACUCUUUUUCUGGCCUGCAACUACUAAUACUAUAAGAGGAGGAUUGAUCAUUUUGAAUAUUUUUUUCAUGGUUCCAGUUUGACAAUGUCAAUUAAGUUGGGUUUAGUAUUGAUCAUACCUUAUUAUUAUUGUGUAGUCAUUAUCGGUUGCUAAUAAGCCUUUUUACGUC